AUGGCGCCCGGGAACCGGUGGCGGCCGCCAUCGCUGCCGCUGCUGCUGCUGCUGACGCUCGCGGCAGGUGCGGGCGGCCUGGAGUUCGGCGGCGGCCCCGGGCAGUGGGCGCGCUACGCGCGCUGGGCCGGCGCGGCGAGCAGCGGCGAGCUCAGCUUCAGCCUGCGCACCAACGCCACGCGGGCGCUGCUGCUCUACCUGGACGACGGCGGCGACUGCGACUUCCUGGAGCUACUGCUGGUGGACGGGCGCCUGCGGUUGCGCUUCACGCUAUCGUGCGCCGAGCCCGCCACGCUGCAGCUGGACACGCCGGUGGCCGACGACCGCUGGCACAUGGUGCUGCUGACCCGCGACGCGCGCCGCACCGCCCUGGCGGUGGACGGCGAGGCCCGCGCCGCCGAGGUGCGCUCGAAGCGGCGCGAGAUGCAGGUGGCCAGCGACCUGUUCGUGGGAGGCAUACCCCCCGACGUGCGACUCUCGGCGCUCACGCUCAGCACCGUCAAGUACGAGCCGCCCUUUCGCGGCCUCCUGGCCAACCUGAAGCUGGGCGAGCGGCCCCCCGCGCUGCUGGGCAGCCAGGGCCUGCGCGGCGCCGCCGCGGACCCCCUGUGCGCCCCCGCGCGCAACCCCUGUGCCAACGGCGGCCUCUGCACCGUGCUGGCCCCCGGCGAGGUGGGCUGCGACUGCAGCCACACGGGCUUCGGCGGCAAGUUCUGCAGCGAAGAGGAGCACCCCAUGGAAGGUCCGGCUCACCUGACGUUAAACAGCGAAGUAGGGUCCUUACUGUUCUCCGAGGGGGGGGCCGGGAGAGGAGGAGCCGGCGAUGUGCACCAGUCGUCAAAAGGCAAGGAAGAGUUUGUGGCGACCUUCAAGGGCAAUGAGUUCUUCUGCUACGACCUGUCACACAACCCGAUCCAGAGCAGCACGGACGAGAUUACGCUGGCCUUCCGCACCCUGCAGCGCAAUGGGCUGAUGCUGCACACGGGCAAGUCGGCCGACUACGUCAACCUGUCCCUCAAAUCCGGGGCAGUCUGGCUCGUCAUCAACCUGGGCUCGGGAGCCUUUGAAGCCCUGGUGGAACCCGUCAACGGCAAGUUCAACGACAACGCCUGGCACGAUGUCCGGGUCACUCGAAACCUGCGCCAGCACGCAGGCAUUGGACACGCUAUGGUGACCAUCUCGGUGGACGGGAUCCUGACCACCACAGGCUACACGCAGGAGGAUUACACUAUGCUGGGCUCUGACGACUUCUUCUACAUCGGGGGCAGCCCCAACACGGCCGACCUGCCGGGCUCGCCUGUCAGCAACAACUUCAUGGGCUGCCUCAAGGACGUGGUCUAUAAGAACAAUGAUUUCAAGCUGGAACUGUCCCGCCUGGCGAAGGAAGGAGACCCCAAGAUGAAGCUGCAGGGGGACCUGUCAUUCCGCUGUGAGGAUGUGGCUGCCCUGGACCCCGUGACCUUUGAGAGCCCCGAGGCCUUUGUGGCACUGCCCCGCUGGAGCGCCAAGCGCACCGGCUCCAUCUCCCUCGACUUCCGCACCACGGAGCCCAACGGGCUACUGCUCUUCAGCCAGGGCCGGCGGGCCGGGGUGGGGCCCGGCAGCCCCAGCACUGCCCAGCGGGCCGACUACUUUGCCAUGGAGCUGUUGGAUGGCUACCUCUAUCUUCUGCUGGACAUGGGCUCAGGGGGCAUCAAGCUGCGGGCGUCCAGCCGCAAGGUCAACGAUGGCGAGUGGUGCCAUGUGGACUUCCAGAGAGACGGGCGCAAAGGCUCCAUCUCGGUGAACAGCCGCAGUACGCCGUUCUUGGCAACUGGAGAGAGCGAGAUCCUGGACCUGGAGAGCGAGCUGUACCUGGGCGGUCUCCCUGAAGGCGGGCGGGUGGACCUGCCCCUGCCACCGGAGGUGUGGACCGCAGCGCUGCGGGCUGGCUACGUGGGCUGCGUGCGGGACCUCUUCAUAGAUGGGCGGAGCCGAGACCUCCGGGGCCUGGCCGAGGCGCAGGGGGCUGUGGGCGUGGCCCCCUUCUGCUCUCGGGAGACGCUGAAGCAGUGUGCCUCGGCUCCCUGCCGCAAUGGGGGCGCCUGCCGCGAGGGCUGGAACCGCUUCGUCUGCGACUGCAUCGGGACCGGCUUCCUGGGGCGGGUCUGUGAGAGAGAGGCUACGGUCCUGAGCUACGACGGCUCUAUGUACAUGAAGAUCAUGCUGCCGAACGCUAUGCACACGGAGGCGGAGGACGUGUCCCUGCGCUUCAUGUCCCAGCGGGCUUACGGGCUCAUGAUGGCCACCACCUCCAGGGAGUCCGCGGACACCCUGCGCCUGGAGCUGGACGGGGGCCAGAUGAAGCUCACUGUCAACCUCGACUGCCUGCGCGUCGGCUGCGCACCCAGUAAAGGCCCUGAGACGCUCUUUGCGGGGCACAAGCUCAAUGACAAUGAGUGGCACACAGUGAGGGUGGUGCGACGGGGCAAGAGCCUGCAGCUGUCAGUGGACAACGUGACCGUGGAGGGACAGAUGGCAGGGGCCCACACGCGGCUGGAGUUCCACAACAUUGAGACGGGCAUCAUGACGGAGCGGCGCUUCAUCUCCGUGGUGCCCUCCAACUUCAUCGGGCACCUGAGCGGGCUGGUGUUCAACGGCCAGCCAUACAUGGACCAGUGCAAGGACGGGGACAUCACCUACUGUGAGCUCAAUGCUCGCUUUGGCCUGCGUGCCAUUGUGGCCGAUCCCGUCACCUUCAAGAGUCGCAGCAGCUACCUGGCGCUCGCCACGCUCCAAGCUUACGCCUCCAUGCACCUCUUCUUCCAGUUCAAGACCACAGCCCCCGACGGGCUCCUCCUGUUCAACUCAGGCAAUGGCAAUGACUUCAUCGUCAUCGAGCUGGUCAAGGGGUACAUCCACUACGUGUUUGACCUGGGGAAUGGCCCGUCCUUGAUGAAGGGGAACUCAGACAAACCAGUCAAUGACAACCAGUGGCACAACGUGGUGGUGUCCAGGGACCCGGGCAACGUGCACACGCUCAAGAUUGACUCCCGCACUGUCACGCAGCACUCCAAUGGCGCCCGAAACCUCGAUCUCAAAGGGGAGCUGUACAUUGGCGGUCUGAGCAAGAACAUGUUCAACAACCUGCCCAAGCUAGUGGCCUCUCGGGAUGGCUUUCAGGGCUGCCUGGCCUCGGUGGACCUCAACGGGCGCCUCCCUGACCUCAUCGCUGACGCCCUGCACCGCAUCGGGCAGGUGGAGAGGGGCUGUGACGGCCCCAGCACCACCUGCACCGAAGAGUCUUGUGCCAACCAGGGCGUCUGCUUGCAGCAGUGGGACGGCUUCACCUGCGACUGCACCAUGACCUCCUACGGAGGCCCCAUCUGCAAUGACCCCGGAACCACGUACAUCUUUGGGAAGGGGGGAGCGCUCAUCACCUACACUUGGCCCCCCAAUGACCGGCCGAGCACGAGGAUGGACCGCCUGGCCGUGGGCUUCAGCACGCACCAGCGGAGCGCCGUGUUGGUGCGGGUCGACAGCGCCUCGGGCCUUGGGGACUACCUGCAGCUGCACAUCGACCAGGGCACCGUCGGGGUGAUCUUUAACGUGGGCACGGACGACAUUACCAUCGACGAGCCCAACGCUAUCGUGAGCGACGGCAAAUACCACGUGGUGCGCUUCACUCGAAGUGGCGGCAACGCCACCUUGCAGGUGGACAGCUGGCCGGUCAACGAGCGAUACCCGGCAGGAAACUUUGAUAACGAGCGCCUGGCGAUUGCUAGACAGAGAAUCCCCUACCGGCUUGGUCGAGUAGUUGAUGAGUGGCUGCUCGACAAAGGCCGCCAGCUGACCAUCUUCAACAGCCAGGCUGCCAUCAAGAUCGGGGGCCGGGAUCAGGGCCGCCCCUUCCAGGGCCAGGUGUCCGGCCUUUACUACAACGGGCUCAAGGUGCUGGCGCUGGCCGCCGAGAGCGACCCCAACGUGCGGACUGAGGGCCACCUGCGCCUGGUGGGGGAGGGGCCGUCCGUGCUGCUCAGCGCGGAGACCACGGCCACCACCCUGCUGGCCGACAUGGCCACCACCAUCAUGGAGACCACCACCACCAUGGCGACCACCACCACGCGCCGGGGCCGCUCCCCCACGCUGAGGGACAGCACCGCCCAGAACACAGAUGACCUCCUGGUGGCCUCGGCCGAGUGCCCGAGCGAUGACGAGGAUCUGGAGGAGUGUGAGCCCAGUACUGGAGGAGAGUUAAUAUUGCCCAUAAUCACGGAGGACUCCUUAGACCCCCCUCCCGUGGCCACUCGAUCCCCCUUCGUGCCCCCACCCCCCACCUUCUACCCUUUCCUCACCGGCGUGGGUGCCACCCAAGACACCCUGCCCCCGCCCGCGGCCCGCCGCCCGCCCGCCGGGGGCCCCUGUCAGGCCGAGCAGGACGACAGCGACUGCGAGGAGCCUAUCGAGGCCUCGGGCUUUGCCUCCGGGGAGGUCUUUGACUCCAGCCUCCCCCCCACGGACGACGAGGACUUUUACACCACCUUUCCCCUGGUCACGGACCGCACUACCCUCCUGUCCCCGCGCAAGCCCGCUCCCCGGCCCAACCUCAGGACAGAUGGGGCGACGGGAGCCCCCGGGGUGCUGCUCGCCCCCUCCGCCCCGGCCCCCAACCUGCCAGCGGGCAAAAUGAACCACCGAGACCCGCUGCAGCCCCUGCUGGAAAACCCACCCCUGGGGCCUGGGGCCCCCACGUCCUUCGAGCCGCGGAGGCCCCCUCCCCUGCGCCCCGGCGUGACCUCCGCUCCCGGCUUCCCCCAUCUGCCCACAGCCAACCCCACCGGGCCUGGGGAGCGGGGCCCGCCGGGCGCGGUGGAGGUGAUCCGGGAGUCCAGCAGCACCACGGGCAUGGUGGUGGGCAUCGUGGCGGCCGCGGCGCUCUGCAUCCUCAUCCUCCUCUAUGCCAUGUACAAGUACCGCAACCGCGACGAGGGCUCCUACCAGGUGGACCAGAGCCGGAACUACAUCAGUAACUCGGCCCAGAGCAACGGGGCGGUGGUGAAAGAGAAGGCCCCGGCCGCCCCCAAGACGCCCAGCAAGGCCAAGAAGAACAAAGACAAGGAGUAUUACGUCUGA
Messenger RNA from Budorcas taxicolor (takin), 5112 nucleotides. It is a transcript of the gene NRXN2, whose product is annotated as neurexin 2. The coding region runs from base 1 to 5112 and encodes 1703 amino acids. Lineage: Eukaryota; Metazoa; Chordata; Mammalia; Artiodactyla; Bovidae. The transcript is spliced from 22 exons. The record is from RefSeq and is a predicted model, not a curated record.